This is a messenger RNA of Gigantopelta aegis, 2697 nucleotides long. Its product is annotated as succinyl-CoA:3-ketoacid coenzyme A transferase 1, mitochondrial-like. Gene Ontology annotation, biological process: ketone body catabolic process. The record is from RefSeq and is a predicted model, not a curated record. The transcript is spliced from 15 exons. Lineage: Eukaryota; Metazoa; Mollusca; Gastropoda; Neomphalida; Peltospiridae. Gene Ontology annotation, cellular component: mitochondrion. The coding region runs from base 344 to 1903 and encodes 519 amino acids. Gene Ontology annotation, molecular function: succinyl-CoA:3-oxo-acid CoA-transferase activity.
UAAUACAAUGAAACCAUCUAAACCGGUAUACUAUACACAUUUUAGAAAUUAGAAAAUUCAUAACCGUCUCCGUCUCCGUCUCCGUCUCUGUCCGUCUCUCUCUCUGUUUCUCUGUGUCAUAUGAAAAAUGAGACCUUAAGUCGUAUAUGUUUUACUAAAACAUUACGGGUAUCUCCAUAAUUCGUUGAAAAAACGGCAGUGGUGGUGUUGAACUGAAAUGUUAACGGUAGAAGAGGUGUGGAAUUGCAGGGGUGCGCGGAAGGUUUGAUGGUGAUUUAAAAAGCACAAAUCAACUGGGUUUUGUAACGGAGGAAAAAGUGACGGAGUACCAGUGAGUGACGAAAUGGCUGCAACCUUUCUCAAAAGAAAAUUUUUGCAAUAUUCAUUUUGUAAAGUUUCGUCACUGCAAGUCCGACUUUGUCCGGCAUCUUACAAUUUCUGUACAAGUUCAAGGAAGAAUGCAAAGUUUUACAAUGAUGUUGAUGAGGCUGUGAAAGACAUACCCAGUGGCGCCAAGUUGCUGGUUGGAGGUUUUGGUUUGUGUGGAAUUCCAGAGAAUCUGAUAGCUGGUCUGAUUAAGUCUGAAGUGAAAGAUCUAACGAUUGUAAGCAACAAUGCAGGUGUGGACAACUUCGGCAUUGGUCUGCUGCUUAAACAGAAACAGGUCAAACGAAUGAUUUCAUCCUACGUUGGAGAAAAUGCGGAAUUUGAACGACAGUAUCUGGCAGGCGAACUGGAAGUUGAAUUAACACCACAGGGAACUUUGGCAGAGAGAAUUCGAGCUGGUGGUGCCGGUGUCCCAGCAUUCUUCACUCCGACAGGGUUUGGUACUCUGAUUCACAAGGGUGGAGCACCAAUCAAGUACAGUCCAGAUGGCAACAUCGCCUUAGCCAGUGAGGCCCGGGAGAGUCGUAAUUUUGAUGGACAUGACUACAUAAUGGAAAGAUCCAUUACAGGAGACUUUGCAUUGAUCAAAGCUUGGAAAGCUGACAAAGCCGGCAAUCUGACCUUCAGACAGACGGCAAGGAAUUUCAACCCGCCCAUGUGUAAAGCUGCAAGCAUCACUAUUGUGGAAGUUGAGGAGAUAGUUGAGAUUGGGGAGAUACCUGGAGAGGAUGUCCAUGUUCCACAUAUUUUUGUGCAUCGUGUUGUUAAGGGACCGAAAUUUGAGAAAAGAAUCGAGAAGUUAACACUUACCCAAGAGAAACAUGAGCGCCCGCCACAAGAUGCCGCUGCGAAGGUUCGUGAGAUGAUCAUCAAACGAGCUGCGCUGGAGUUGAAGGAUGGAAUGUAUGUAAAUCUUGGUAUUGGUAUGCCCAUGUUGACCAGCAACUAUAUCCAACCAGGGAUUAAUGUGACACUUCAGAGUGAAAAUGGAAUUCUUGGAUUGGGUCCAUUUCCACGACCUGGGCAUGAAGAUGCUGAUCUGAUCAAUGCAGGUAAACAAACCGUGACAGCUGUUCCCGGGGGAUCUUUCUUUUCUAGCGACGAAUCAUUCCUUAUGAUAAGAGGGGGCCACAUGCAUCUCUCCAUUCUAGGUGCUAUGCAGGUGUCUCAGUAUGGAGAUCUCGCCAACUACAUGAUUCCCGGUAAGAUGGUGAAGGGGAUGGGAGGAGCGAUGGAUCUGGUAUCCAGUUACAAGACGAAGGUGAUCAUCACCAUGGAACACACAGCAAAGGGAGGUAAACACAAAAUUCUGCCAAGCUGUACUCUCCCCUUGACUGGGAUUCACUGUGUGGACAUGAUCAUCACAGAAAUGGCUGUGUUUGAGUGUCACCAUGAGAAAGGUCUCACAUUGAUAGAAAUUGCAGAUGGGGUUCCUGUUGAGGACGUUGUUGAAGUCACUGGCUGUGCGUUUGAAGUGUCACCAGAUUUGAAGCCAAUGCAACAAGUGGAUAUGUGAAGUCACUCUGGUACUUGACAGCUAACGCUAACCUUGGUGAUCUGCUACUAAUAACUGUGUUAGUGUUUCACAGCAUAAUAAGAGAAUGUAUACUUACUUGAAUGUGAAUAAUGUUUUAAAAGAUUUUAAUAGCCUGUUGAUACUAAUGUGUUAGUACUGUCCAGUUGUUAGAGAAACAUACUGUUCAUAUAUGGACAUAAAAAUUCUUAAACCAAUACUGUGUUAAUACUAGUACUUCACAGUAUGUCGUAGAAGAAUUUGAUGAUACAUGUAUCUACCUUUACAAGAAUGAUCUAAAACUAUUACUGUUCAGCAGUAUUUUGUUGUCCAUCUUUAUGACUUAACUGGAAGCAAUCAGAAUAUUCUAGCAUUCAUGCAAAGAUCUGACUAUUAUUCUGUUAUUACAUACUGUGAAGUACCAACACAGUAAUGGUUCUAUUGGCACUAUUGGUUGUAAAAUGAAUGAAUGAAUGAAUGUUUUAUGACACUCCAGUGUAUUUUUGUGCUGGGUGUCAUUAAACCAUUCAUUCGUUCGUUCGUUUGUUGAUUAAUUUUACAACCAAUACUGUAUAGAUAGUGUUAUUACUAUGUUGAUGCUUCACAGUAUGUAAUAACAGAAUCUGAUGGUACCGACCUGUAUAUAAAUAAUCUAAAAACAUUACUAUUCAGUAUUAUUAUCCAUAUGGUUCAACAUAACUGAGUUAAUAAUAAUCAUACAAAGCACACGUGUAAUAACAAGUGUAAUGACGUAAUUUUGGGAAGCGACGUCAUAACAUGACGUUCCUUCUCCAGUC